AUGGAGGCCCAGCAGCAGGACGCGCUGGUGAACGCGAUCCGCGCCAUCAUCGCGCCCCGCGACGUGGCGCGCGAGCGCAUCCUGGCGCUGCUGCAGCAGGCGGGCAACGACCCGAACAAGGCCGUGGACCUGUACUUCCAGUCGGAGGCCGCCAACGGCGCCGCGGAGCUCAAGGUCAACGACGUGGAGGGAUCCGACGAGGAGGACGGCGACGACAUGGCGUGGGCCGAGACGCCCGCGCUGCCGCGGAAGGCGCUGGCCAUCGACGACGACGCCGAGUGGACCCCCAAGGCCGAGGAGCUCAGCGGCCUGCUGGGCGGAGAGGUCAAGCGCGACGUCAUCCUGGGGUUGCUGAGCCGCACCAACAACAACCUACAGAAGGCGGUGGAGGUCUAUUUCUCGGAGAACGGAGCGGACGCCGAGUUUGACGAAGGAAGCGACGACGAGGACGAAGCUGCGACGGCGGCCAAGACGCCGCUGCCCCCGACGCCCAAGAGCACUGAGAACGGGACGGCGCCUCCUCCUCCUGCUGCCCCGAUGUCACCGGCUGGGUCCUCCAGGACAGUUUCGCCGCCGUCGGGAGCUGCGAAAACGCCUCAGACGCCGGCGCAGUCGUCCGCUGCGAUGCCGCAAGCUCCGUCGGCGCUGACGUCGAUCGAGUCGCACCAGUUGACGCCUCUGACGUCGCCUUCCGCGAAGGGUCCCGAGUUGAAUGGCCCCGGGACGUAUGAAGUGGUGAUGUCGAGCAGCAAUUUCCGCUGGCAGAUCGGGAACGUUUUUGGACGCGCUGUUGUGCAGCAAGUGCAGCCUGGUGGACCGGCGGCGCUUGCUGGUAUUCAGAAGUCGGAUGUACUGCUCUCAUUCCGCGAAACGGUGCUGAACGAGGAGAACUGUGCUGCUGUGGUGCAGCAGUUGUCGAAGGAGCGUGUUCUUGUUCCUUCAGCGCUUCGCUUCCGCCACGGUGAUGGCGAUAUUGUAAUGGCGGAUGGUGAAGCAGCAAAGACUCCCGUUGAGCCGAAGUAUGGCCUGCAGGUUUUGUGCCAGGCUGUGGAGUCCAUGCAGGAUGCCGUAGCAGGGCCCUCGGCAGUGGAGUUUAAGAUUCUGGUGGACCUGCUUCUGAAUUCAGAAUUCAGUUUGGACCGCGCGGUGAAUACCUUUUUGACUGAGGACCGCAUUGUUAGCGACUUCCGUGGCAUAAUUGGCUUCGAUUGGGAUCCGGAGCAGCCCAUAUCAACUGUGAUGGGUGCGAACAAACCGUAUGCAGCUUCUAUUCCUGCGGGACCCCUUGGGCUCACAGUCGAGAAUAUCUUAGAGCGAACGAUUGUUGUGGACAUCAAAUCUGGAGGUGCUGCUGAACGAGCGAAUGUGAAGCGAUCGAGUUGGCUGGUAGGUUUGAAUGGCGAGCGAGUCACACAUUUGACGCAUAAGGAGACGCUGCGUUUGAUUGAGACGGCUUCGCGACCACUUCAGCUGCAAUUGGUUAUUGUCCCUCCUGAUGAAUACAAGGCUCUCCGUAGACAGCUCUCGAUGAACAUUCGUCAGCAGAAAACGGAGCGUCCAAUUCCUGAACAGGACCGAAUGUCGUUCCGCGUGUUUCAAAUGAAGAUUCACCAGGGCGUGCUGUCGUUCCCGAAACUUGUGACCAAGGCUCUCUUCCAGUACCUCAGCACAGAAGAGUAUCAUCCCCCGACUAUGGACCCCCAGUACCCGAAUCCGCUGGAGAGAUUAUUACCGGCAAACGACGCUUGGGAUGCUGCACUGUUGGAGGACAUUGAGACGAUGGAGGAGGAACGCGCUGGCGAAAUGUGUGCUGAGCGCCGUUUCUUGCUCAACCUGUUUGCAUCCAUUCACGACUACGAUGACAAGGGCGAAAGCACUGUCAUCCGGACGAUUCAAUUCCUCGGCUGGCUCGCUGUGCGCACGGCGCGGAUGCAACAUUACGUGGACUCGAAGGAACCUAAGUCGACUGGCGGUGACCGGUCUUGCAGGCGCCAUCGUUACGAAUUAUUACUGGCGGUGGUGCUCCAUGUACUCGAGAGUUUGUCGAUUAUUGAGAAUCACGCUACAUGGGACGUCAUGGUGAAUGCGCUCAAGAUGCUCAUCUUGUCCUUGUACAAUGAAGAUGUGGACAAACUGCUGGUGCCAAUGUUCGCGCGACUUAGCGUCAGCUCGAGCCCAACAGCCAGAAUUGUGCCGGUAGCACUCCUAUCGAUGGUUUAUCCGCAUGUGCGAGGGGAUGUGCGCGUUCAGCUCCGUGGUAUGCUUGAUCGUAUGUGCAACGACGAUAACCCGUUGGUUCGCCGCGCUGUAACGUCGGUUAUCGGCGACUUGGCUGCAGCGGGUGGCUCUCCUGUGGCCGGUUGGACUGUUCAAUUACUUGAAAAGUCGACGGCCGAUAGCCAUGACAUUGUUCGUAUAUUCGCUGUGAAAAGUUGUAUUACCCUGGCCACUACUCUUCGACGCCUACUGCUUGAAGACCAGAAGAAGUCCAAGGAGGAGGCAGACCAGGCGCUGCGUCUGCUGUACUGCCAAAUGGUGCCGAUGGUGAAUACGUACACGUCAGACUCAUCGUGGCAAGUGCGGCUGGAAACGGCCCGAACUCUGCCUGCGUUCUGCCGAGCAUUUGGUGCCGAGUACACGGACGUCUUUGUCGACCAUUUUGUGUCUAUGGUCGGUGAUCCUACUGUAGAGGUGCGUCGCGCAUGUGCUGAGGGCUCUUUUCUUCUAGGCGAGGCACUCCGAGAUAUCGCUCUGCAGCAAACCACUGCUUCAAGUUCAGAAGACUCAGCUCCUGAGAAGACCGAGCUUGUGGUCGCUGCUCAAGUCAAGUUUGUACGCAGCGUACUGCCCGCGACGUACGCGCUUUCAACUGACGUCUCGGUGGCUGUGAGGCUGUCCUUAGCGCAAUCGGUUGGUCGCUCGCUGCAGUACAUCGGUAGCAACUAUUACGACGAGUUGAUUCCGAUUUUCACGCAGUUCCUGGACGAAAGUCAAGACCCUACUGUGCGCGCGUCUCUCUUGGAAGAAAUGGCGCGCUACUGUGACAGCUCCGCAGAAUCUGUGACCGCGAUGAUUUUCCCGGCCAUUCAGGCUCUGCGUACCUCGGUACAGUGGCGAGUGCGUGUAAAGUUUGUUCAUUGCGUGGAUGCGUGGGCUGAGCGUGAGGAUGGCGCACCACUCCCAGGUGACUUUGCCGAUGCGUGUUUGGAGCUGUUGGGCGACGCGGUUCACGAAGUCCGAGCAGUGGUGUGUGAAAAGCUUCCCUCCCUGGGGAAGUCGUUAGGUAGUGAGUGGGUUGCUGAAAAGUGCGUGCCUCGUGUGUCUGUGUGCCUUCAAUCCACGUUCCACGGGCGACUCACCGGUUUGCUAGCAGUGGAGCUUCUUGCUCCUGAGCUGCAGCACAUGGAUAAGUUGCGGGACGUGGUCGAGACGGUGGUGGAGCAGUGCACAUCCACGACAGCGAACCUGCGCUUCCGUGCGCUCCGCACUCUCGGGUUGAUCGUGCCGCGGCUGAACGAUCCUAGCACGACCGAAAGGAUUCUAGAGAUCGUCCGUCCUCUCGCUCACGCUGAGACGGAAGCUGAUCCCGACGUACGCGAAGCUGCAGAAGCGACGCAGACGCUGUUGGAGGCCGUGCUGAACUAG
Phytophthora sojae is the source of this 3645-nucleotide messenger RNA. RefSeq lists its product as hypothetical. Gene Ontology annotation, cellular component: protein phosphatase type 2A complex; cytoplasm. Lineage: Eukaryota; Oomycota; Peronosporomycetes; Peronosporales; Peronosporaceae. The record is from RefSeq and is a predicted model, not a curated record. Gene Ontology annotation, molecular function: protein phosphatase regulator activity; protein binding. The coding region runs from base 1 to 3645 and encodes 1214 amino acids. Gene Ontology annotation, biological process: protein dephosphorylation. The transcript has 4 exons.